ACCCCUUUACAAUGCCUCGGCGGAUUGUGUGACUACAUAUUCAUCUAGUCGAACUAUACAACUAGUUAAUUGCAACGAUAUUGUUUGCUGUUUUUUAGAUCACCGUAAAGUUGCACGCAUUUAAAGUUACCGCGUAAUGUGGGCAUGCGUUGUGAUAGGACUGUGCUACCGAAGAAAGACACCAGCAGUUCGUAAUAACACUGGUGCCGAGGAGUUCGCACAUUAUCUGAUAACAACGGCUAAAUAACUCCGGACUUCAUUUCCACCGAAACAUGCAGCCGUCUACCCCGGCACAAUGUAACAUUUAACGAUACAUAAUCGCCAAGGGGACAUUACCGCGACUGCGGGGCUGCGCUUUCUGGAUGAUUGACGACGCUUUUUUGUACGCCUAAUGGAAGAUUCUGAAAUGCUUUAUCAUGGAUAUGUUGUGCCGUUGUAUUUUUUCGCCUUGAACCGGGUUUUUUCCUCUUCUUGGAUGUAUAUUUAGGACGCCUCUUUCAGCGAUUUGUGAUUCUGCAGAAUCGAAGACAGGGAUAAAACAAUCUGUGUCUACCUCGCCAUAUCGCUACCCGGGAUUUAAAUUAUCACGUGUUAUAACAACGGAACCACAAAUAGUAGGCUACAUCAAAAUUAAUGUGGCGACCCAAUCUUUAGCGAAUACAAUCUGGAUUGCAGAAUGAGCAGGGAAAGACCCAAGAGGAAUAUAAUUCAAAAGAAAUUUGACGAUAAUGAUGGCUUUACCUGGACGGAGGAGCGUGUGGUGCGCAGGGUGCUCUACCUCUCCCUCAAGGAGUUCAAGAGGGAGCAGAAGAGCAAAGUGGGGGGCAAAGACGGCCUCGGGAAGGCGGUCAUGAACGGUGCUUUAGCUAACGGUCAUCUGAGUGGCUCGGGCCCCAGGUCGGCGGGCUCCAAGGGAGGCCUGUACGCGGGCGGGUCAAAGGCCGAGCGCUCCCGGCGCCUGGCCCCCAACCAUGACGGGGCCAGCGAGUCCUCUGAGGAGGGGCCCGCACGCAAGAGGCCCAGGCUGCAGGCCCAGAGGAAGUUUGCCCAGUCGCAGCCCAACUCCCCCAACUCCACGCCGGUGAAGAUGGUGGAGGCCAUGCCAGCCAGCCCCGUGCCCCCCCUCAGCGACCUCUCCAAGCGCCGGCCCAAGACAGAGGACUUCCUCACCUUCCUCUGCUUACGAGGCUCGUCGGCGUUGCCCAGCAGCAUGGUGUGCUUCGGGACGGCGCAGGAGGACGCGGACGUGGAGGACGAUGAGGAGGAGGACGAGCUGGAGCAGGAGGCCUCCGCCAGCAGCGAGGCAGGGCCAGCCUCCACCUCCUGCCACUCCACCCCACGCAAACACAGGCCACCUGCCAAGCCCACCGCCAACGGCCACGUUUUCAGUGUCCAGGGUAAGGGGUCGGGAGCUAAGGAAGUGAGCCUGCGGUCUCGGGGGAGGGAUCCUCCUCAGAGGAACCAGAGGGAUCAGCGCUCGGAGACGCCCGCCACUCCCCCUCCCCGCGCCUCCACCACACACAACCUGCGGCCCAGUCGGGCGCUGCACGAGCGGACACAGCAGGUCUCCAAGACAACAGGAGUGACGCGGGAAUCCUCCACCAGCACGCGGAGGUCGAGAGACCCCCUGCCCCCUCCCCCGCCCCCUCCGCCCCCGCCCCCCCCUCCACCCCCGACCAAAGCUGUGAAGUACCCCAAGGGCCACGUCACUUACACCAAAGCCAGGCUACUCAAGGAAGCCAAGCUCAACCCCAGCACCCGCCAUCGCAACCCCGCCACCAAUACCACCAGCCAAGCCACCACCACCACCGCAGCAGCUCAGCGAACCAAUGGCCAUACCCACCACGCAAACAAAAGCAACAGCAGCAGCAACACCAGCCAGCUCCCCGCCCACAAAUCAACCAACUCAGGAAGAGCCCAGAGCAGCCAGGCCAACAGCAAGACCCUCCGACCGGUGCUAUCCUCCCCCCGGGCCGACGGCUGCUCCCGGCUCAGCGCCUCCAAGGCGGGUGGUGGUGGCGCGGAGCGGAGAGCGGAGGCCCAGAACGGGGUCCGGACACAGCAGCAGCAGAGGCAGCUGCCCCCGCGUCGCAGCGGGCUCAGGCAGUCCAAGAGGCAACUGGAGGCAGCCAGCGGUGGCGGAGCAGGAGGUGGAGGAACCAGCGCCACCAGUCCAGCGAGGAACGGGGUGGAGGUGGGCGUCAAGAAGGUCAAGGUGCAGCAAACGAUGUCAGCGACGAGCUCGGGUCCAGCGACACGGUGCAAGAGGGGGGCCCAGGCAGCAGCAGCAGCAGAAGUAGCCAUCGCGGCAGAGCCGACCCCCACUCCACAAGAAACAAAGGACGUAGAGAAGAAGACACCCGCGGAGGUGGUGACAGAGACGGACAAGGUCACAUCUGGAAAUGGUGACACCUCAACAGGAGGAGGUGGAGGUGGGCAGCAGACAACUGCAACAGCAGCGUUGCAGAGGCCCAAGCGCACGGCGGCCGGCAGGCUGAUGUUCACCCGGCAGGCUCAGCAGCAGUCUCAGAGGCCGACCCCUUCUCAAGCCCAAGCACCACCAACACCACCACCAACACCAACAACACCUCCUCCUCCUCCUCAGCCCAAAACUGCCCCAACUCCACCACCUCCUCUUCCAUCUGCUACCUCUCCAACAACCCUCUCGAUCCCGGCCGAGCCCCCAAAACCGGCCGAGCCCAAGGCGGCACGUGAGAGGGAGCGGGGUAAGAGGGGCGCCUGCACCGCAACUGGAGCUGGAGCUGGACCUGCGAUCAGCACCAGGGCAGGCUCACCUCCAGGCUCAGGCCCAGGUGCAGGACCAAGUCCAAGCCCGGGUCAGGGCUCCUUCGUGGGCAUGACGGAGGUGCCCACGUUCGAGCCAUCGCCGGCCGAGUUCCACGACCCGCUGGCGUAUGUGGCAGCGGUGCGGGAGCUGGCUGAGCAGUACGGACUGUGCCGCGUGGUGCCGCCCGCUUGCUGGCGGCCCGAGUGUAAGCUGAAGGACGAGAUGCGCUUCGUCACGCAGGUGCAGCACGUGCACAAGCUGGGCCGGCGCUGGGGCCCCAACGUGCAGCGGCUGGCCUGCAUACGCAAACACCUGCGCUGCCAGGGAAUCUCCCUGGACGAGCCCCCACUCAUCGGUGGCUGUGAGCUGGACCUGGCCCGCUUCUUCCAGCUGAUCAACGAGGAGAUGGGCGGCAUGCAGCAGGUGAGCGACCUGCGGAAGUGGGGCCGCCUGGCCGACCUGCUGGGCAUCCCCAAGUCGGCGCAGGACCGGCUGGCCAAGCUCCAGGAGGCCUACUGCCAGUACCUGCUCAGCUACGACUCGCUGGCGCCGGCCGAGCGCGCCCGCCUGGAGCAGGAGGUGCUGGCCGACAAGGAGCUGCUGGAGAGGCGGAAGGGGCCGCUGGAGGGCCAGCUGGACCACACCCACACCCAGCACGCCCUGCUCCUGCUGCCCAGGACCGAGCCCAAGAACGGGCUGCUCAACGGGGUGAUGCACCCCCCUCCUCCUCCUCCACCUCCACCUCCGCAGCCGUCGCUGGGGUCGGCGUCGACGCCGCCCAACGGGCUCCACAACAGCCACCACCAGGGCAGCGCCAGGCUGAGGGAGCUGCAGCAGCAGCCGCAGGAGGGGAAGGGAGGAUGUGGGGCUGGAGGAGGAGGUGGAGGAGGAGGUGUCGGUAACGGCAGCGGCGGUGGUGGUGGCAGUACUACUAGGCGGAGAACUUUGUCACAGGAGAGGAAAGCGAAUGGAGCAGCAGGAGGAGGAGGAGGAGAAGGAGGAGGAGGUGGAGAUGGAGGAGAGGGAGAAGAGGAACAGGGCGGGGUGCUAAGCGAUCAACACAAGUGCAUCUACAGGGGAAAAUCGGUGUCCCUCACGACGUUCUUCAGGACGGCUAGGAACACCAUGAACAUGUGCUUCAGCAAGGAGCCAGACGCAGCAGAGGUGGAGGAGGAGUACUGGAGGAUUGUGGAGGAAAGGGAAAGCCAUGUUGCAGUGCAUUGUGGGAGAGUGGACACCAAGACACACGGGAGCGGCUUCCCCAUGGGCAAGUCUGAGCCAUUUUCAAAGCAUGGAUGGAACCUCACUGUCCUUCCCAAUAACUCAGGAUCCAUCUUACGACACCUUGGUGCUGUGGCUGGAGUGACCAUCCCCUGGCUGAACAUUGGCAUGGUCUUUUCUACCUCAUGCUGGUCCAGGGACCUGAACCGCCUUCCAUACAUAGAUUACCUACACACUGGUGCUGACUGUAUUUGGUACUGUAUUCCCGCUGAGGAGAAGACGAAACUUGACAAAGUAGUUCACACACUGCUGCAGGCCAACGGCACGCCGGGACUGGAGAUGCUGGAGAAGAACAUCAUGAUCUCCCCGGAGGUGCUGUGUCGAGAGGGCAUCCGUGUCCACCGCACGGUGCAGAAGAGUGGCCAGUUCAUGGUCUGCUUCCCGGGGGCCUUCGUGGCCAAGGUGUGCUGCGGAUACAGCGUCUCCGAGACCGUGCCCUUCGCCACGCCCCAGUGGAUGGACCUGGGAUACGAGGCUGCUAAGGACCUGAAGCGUCGUCGGAUCGAGGAGCCCUUCUCCAUCGAGAGGCUGCUGUACAAGAUUGGCAUGUUGGAGUGCAGGCGGGACAACAAGCUGUUGCAGAGUACAAUCUCCUCACUUCUCAAAGAUCUCAGGGACACAGAGAUUAGCCAACGGCGGGACCUGUUCAAGGCGGGCCUGCGCUCGUCGGCACGCUACCGGACGCUGGACAGCAGCCAGCCCCCUCUAGAGGGCCGGAAGAAGCAGAGCGCCAGGCUGGCCGAGGACACCUCCGACCGACGCUGCCAGACCUGCCAGCACCUGUGCUACCUGUCCAUGGUGGUCCAGGAGAGUGAUAACGUGGUCUUCUGCCUGGAGUGCACCCUGCAUCUGGUCCAGAAGAGACGCUCCUCCAGGGGCCUGAAGAUGAUGUACCGCUACGAUGAGGAGCAGAUGAACAGCCUGCUGAGCCGCGUGAGUGGGAGUGGGAGGGUGCAGGAGAGGACCAGUGAGAGGCGGAGGGCCGAGUCCCAGCCCCAGCCCCAGCCCCAGCCCCAGCCCCAGGCCCCCUGCCCAACACCAGCACAGCGCAGCGCCCGCGCCAGAACCUCCAGCCAGGCUCCCCGACACACACCCGGCUCUCAGAUCAGACAGUCUUCCCCUGGCCCUCACACACACACACACACACACACACACACACACACACACACACACACACACACACACACACACACACACACACACACACACACACACACACACACACAUAUUCACACACACACACACACACACACACACACACACACACACACACACACACACACACACACACACACACACACACACACACACACACACACACACACACACACGCACACACACAUAUUCACACACACAUAGAAACAUACACACACACACAACCCCUUAACCCCCCCUCACACACACACACCCCGGCUUCCCCCUGGCCCUCAAAACACAUACACACACACACACACACAUACA
Molecule: messenger RNA, 5530 nt
Organism: Engraulis encrasicolus (European anchovy)
Lineage: Eukaryota; Metazoa; Chordata; Actinopteri; Clupeiformes; Engraulidae
Gene: jarid2a
Product: jumonji and AT-rich interaction domain containing 2a
Exons: 18
Coding region: 677-5428 (1583 amino acids)
Biological process (GO): regulation of gene expression; chromatin remodeling
Cellular component (GO): chromatin; nucleus
Molecular function (GO): DNA binding
Source: RefSeq, a predicted model, not a curated record